AUGAACAAUAACGACGACGGAAACGAAGAUACGCUUGCAAUUGACAAGUUUCUUCGCCAAACUAGUAACAUAGAAAAUAAUUCAAAAGAUCAUUUUCUAUUUGAAACCGUUGAGUUUGAUUUCAACAAACUUCGUCUCAAUGAUAACAAUAAAAAUGAACAUGACGACGACCUGCUUCUAAAACGUUCUCGGAGAGAGAGCGCUGCUAUCUUCAAUACGCUUAUUGAUGAAAUUCCUGAUGCUUUAGAUUUCUUGAAUGACACUUUGGAUAUCAACGACGCUGUUGACAACGAAGAAUACGAAAAUGAAAUUCGAUGCGACGAUAUUGAAUCUCUAGAUGUUGUGAUGCCACCUCUAAGUACAGAAAUUCGAGAUUCAGCGAUGAUGAAUAAUGUGCAAAAAAAAUAUGGGAUUAAUAGUAAUGGCAAUAAUGAUAUAAGUCUCAAAAGACAUGGAACGUUGGAUGCAAUUAUUGAAGAACCUUUACCAUAUUCUUUAACAGCAACAAAAAACUCAACCGACAAAUUUACCAACACAAUAGGAAAUAUUAUAAAUAGCAAGCCAAAUCUCUCGUUGUCAUCUUCAUUAUCGUUGUCGACAACACAUAUUGAACCUUCAAAAUUCACCAUUGCAUCAGAUGAAAACAAGCCACCACAUCAAAAAACAGACAAUUCAUCUAUUCUGCAACUAGAAGAACAAGCUAAUGAAGCUCUCAAGCAAUUGAAAGAAAUAGUCGCGCUAGAUCAAGACACGUCCGCCUGUUUGACUCCAACUUCUACUAAAUCAUUUAGGGAUCAGAAUUUCGAAAUGCCGGAUUUCAAGUCACCGAAUCAAGUAGUUCGCUCAAUUCAUCGAUUGUUACUUGGUCCUUUGGAAAUUGAUAACAAUAAUAAAGAUGUAUCAUCAAUACAAAAGAAUAAUGGGAAUUCUGAAAAUCGGAUAUUGUCAGCAAUAUCAAGGAAUACUAGUAAUAGUAUAAGGAAUUCGCAAUAUUCUUCAACUAAAUCAUUUUUAUCGCGAGAGAUUAAAAGCAACAAUAUUGACCUGGAAGCAGAAAAGUUCUUUUUGAGUCGAACUACCAUUAAUCCAUCUAAUACGAAUAACAACGUCAACAAUAACAACAAUGUAAAUGGCUUGUCGACAUUUUCGUCGCCCUAUUCAAAAAGAACAUCUGAUCAAGCAGCUCGUGAUGGACAAGGCAAGUCAAUGUUAAUGUCGCGAGGAAUGAUUACAAAACUGUCGACACCUAAAUCAGUUGUAUCAUCGACAGAAAAAAAGCAAAUCCCGAAACCCCGAACUACAUCUACUUUUGCUUCACGUCUUGCUGCAAAACGAAAUGACCGGUUAAAUGGAUUAAAAUUUCUUGAAACAACAAGUCAAGACAGGAGGACCAUGAAAUGA
Molecule: messenger RNA, 1401 nt
Organism: Ambispora leptoticha
Lineage: Eukaryota; Fungi; Glomeromycota; Glomeromycetes; Archaeosporales; Ambisporaceae
Source: the annotation of a GenBank genome assembly